AAGAGGCGAAAGGUUGAGGGGGCGGGGCGAGGAGGGGCGGGGCGGUGCCUGGGCACCCGCCGCCUCUGCCAUGAAGAGGAUCUUCGGCCUCAGCAGCAAGGGCCAGGCACCCUUGAGCCCCUCGCGCCCGCGGAGGAGUUCCAGGGGUGCGCGGUGCCGCGUCUUCGACAGGUCCGUGCGCAAGCUCCACAAGGCUGCGAGCGAGGGCGACGUGGCCAGGGUGCAGCACCUCCUCCUUCUUGGGAAGAGUAGCCUGAAUGACAGGGACGAGAAGCGCAGGACAGCUCUGCAUUUCGCCUGUGCCUAUGGCCAUCCAGGAGUGGUGACUCUCCUGGUAGAGAGGAAGUGUGACAUCGAUGCCUGUGACAGUGACAAUAACACCGCACUGAUUAAGGCUGUGCAAUGCGACCAGGAGAAAUGUGUGACUCUUCUCUUGGAACAUGGUGCAAAUCCAAACGUUGCCAAUGCCAGGGGCAACACCGCUCUUCAUUAUGCGAUCUAUAGUGAAAACACAUCGAUAGCGGCAAAACUGCUUUCACACAGUGCAAAUGCUGAGGCAAAAAACAAGGAUGGCCUCACACCACUUCUGCUUGCUCUAAGGGAAAACAGACUGCAAGUGGCAGAACUGUUAGAAAAGAAAAAAGCAAAUAAUGCAGUGGAUAAGCCUGGAAGGCAACUUUUUGAAUAUGAAGAAAAGAGACCUAAAAAUUCUCAAAAUAGCCAUCCAGUGCUUGGAACUGAACCUAGGACUUCAUACGUGCCAGUGCUCGGAACUGAACCCGGGGCCUCAUGCAUGCCAGUGGAUGAGAAUUCUAAUGAUGACUCUUUAACCAGGUUUUCCAGCAAACCUGGUCCUGAUGAUUCCUGGCCUACAUCAGAUGAUGAUGACUAUCUUUUUGAUAAUGAGAAUGUCCCCAAAGUAAACCUAACUGAACUAUGGGCUGCUGCUCAGCAAUCCAGAAAAAAUCAAGCAAAAUAUGGCAUUGGGGAAACAGGAAAUAGAACAUUGAUUGACAAUAGUCCUUCUGAUAAUAAAAACAAAGACAUGGUUGAAACCUUUUCUAAAACAUCAGUCAAUGUCCAGGACUUUUCUCAGUCUUCCUCUUCUUCACCAUCAUCUGAAGCAAAAGAAAAAGCAACAGGGCCAGUAAUUAGAAAAGAAGAAAAUGGUGCUUUUGUUAUUGAAAAUGCUUCACAAGAGCAAACACAUGACAAUGUGACUAAUGUUGAUGGAGGGCAGAAAAAUUAUAAAAGCGAUAUGAUGUUUGCACUGGGAUUAGGAGAAGAUGAUGAAUCGCCAUGGGACUCUGAGAGUAUCUCUGAGAAUCUUCCACAGAAGUCUGUUGAUCAUUUAUCUGGGGCUGCAGAUGAACAAGGAAAACAUGUAGGAAAUAGACAAGUAGAAGAUGUGGUUUAUAUACCUUCUUGCAUGAGUGGAUCAAGAAACUUUAAGAUGACUAAACUAGAGGAUACAGGAAAUGUAGGCAUACCUGUAGCCCACAAGGAAUCACCUGAGAGACAUCUUCACUUGAAGCCUGCCACUGAAAUGAAAGAUCCUGUUCUGAAUGAAGCAGUUGGAGGGAAGGAUGUACAGACACUUAAAUCAGAAUUUGGGAAGACAACCUUAAUAGAAGAACCAGAUCUACAAGUGACAUCAAAGGAAGAGCAGAAAAGACUUGAUGGCUGGGAAAAUAACCAAGACCAGGUUGAAGAAAAAAGGAAGCAAAUGAGUAAUGAAAUGGAAGUAUCAGAAAACCAGUAUGAUGCCACUGUUGCCAAUGCUGAUAACGACAGUGAUGGGUUAAUGCAACAAAGAAAGAAUGGGGAAGCUGUUAGUCAGCGAUUUCCUGUUAAGAAGAAUGAAGAACACGAUAGCAGUGAGCCUGUCUUGCCUUUGAGGAAAGUAAAGAAGAAUGAAAAUGAACAGUGGAGCUCCACAGAAUCUGUGACUUCCCCAGUGUUUCAGCCGGCCGGUUCCCUUGCUGGUGGUCUACUACAAGUGAAGAGCGGUUGCAAGUUACAUGACAGAGAUGAAGAUGAAGGAAGGUCCACAAAGAAAACAUCUAAUGAAAAAAACAAGGUCAAAAAGAAGAAAAAUACUGUGGACGACCUUGAUGACUUAUCCCAGUCAUCUGAAACACCCUCAGAGGAUAGUGAGUUGCCUUACCCUAAGUAUGAGAAUAUUUUGCUGCUAUUUGAACAACUGAGAAUGGAGUGCAAAGAUUCUAUUAGUGUAUUAAAAAUCUGGGAUGCCUUACAUUCAUAUAAAACAGUAAUAGAACUUAAAAAAGAUCAAGAUGAACUACUUACAGGAAAAAUUAAAAAACUGGAAAAUAAGUUGAGGGAACUACAGAAGGAGCUAACGGAAACAAAAGAAGUGAAAUCACAGUUAGAACAUGAGAAAAUACAACGAGAAAGAGAAAUUGGCAAUUUAAGAUUUGCCUUAAAACAAGAAGAAGAGAAGAGAAAAAAUGUUGAUCAGUUUUAUGAAAAAAUUAAAGAACAGUUAAGAAAAAAGGAAGAACAAUACUGUCAAGAAGUUGAAGCAAAACAGCAACUUGAAGUUUCUCUUAGAACACUGGACUUGGAACUGAAGACUGUAAGAAAGAAAUUGAAUCAGGUUUUAGAAGAACAAAAUGACACUCAGAGGCAACUUUCUCGAGAACAGAAUGCCCGAAUGUUACAAGACAGGAUUCUGGCAAAUCGCCUUUGUGAACAAAAGGAGAUAGAAAUGACACAAGAGAAAAUGAGUCCUGAGGUUUCUGUUAGUCACGAAGAAGAUCUGUUGCAUAAAAAUCACAGGUUACAGGAGGAACUUGCCAUGAUUAGACUAGAAAUAGAUGCAAUAAAAAAUCUGAACCAAGAAAAAGAAAAGAAAUAUCUGGAAGAUAUUGAAAUUGCAAAUAAAAAGAAUGAUGACCUCCAGAGGACAAUAAAAGUGAAUGAGGAAACAUUUACAAAAACAAUAUUCCAGUAUAAUGGGCAGCUUAAUAUUCUGACAGUAGAAAAUACAAUGCUAAAUUCUAAACUAGAGAAUGAAAAACAAAACAGGGAAAGACUGGAAACAGAAAUUGAAUCAUACCGUUCCAGACUGGCUGCUGCUGUGCAUGAUUAUGAUGAAAGUCAGACAUCUAAAAGAGAACUAGAACUUGCUUUCCAGAGAGCAAGAGAUGAGUGGUUUCGUUUACAGGACAAGAUGAAUUCUGAUAUAUCUAACCUAAAAGAUAACAAUGACAUCCUUUCCCACCAGCUUUCUAAAGUGGAAAAAAAAUUCAAUAGCCUAGAAAUUGAGCUCCAUCAUACAAGAGAUGCUCUUAGAGAGAAGACUUCAGGUUUAGAACAGGUACAAAGAGACCUAAACCAAUCACAGUGUCAAAUGAAAGAAUUGAAACACAUGUAUCAGGAUGAGCAAGGAAAAGUGAAUAAGUACGUGGGAAAGCAGGAAUCUAUGCUGGAGAGAUUAUCUCAACUACAAAGUGAAAAUACAUUGCUUCGACAGCAGUUGGAUGAUGCUCACAACAAAGCUGACUGUAAAGAAAAGAGAGUAAUUAAUAUCCAAGACCAGUUUCACGAGAUUGUGAAAACACUUCAAGGUGAGAGUGAAAAACAAAGCCUCAUGCUGGAAGACAGAAAUAAAGAGUUACUCCAUGAAUGCAGUCAUUUAAAAGAAAGACUGUGUCAAUAUGAAAAGGAGAAAGGAGAAAGAGAAGUAGUUGUGAGACAACUUCAACAAGAACUGGCUGAUACCUUAAAAAAGCAGUCUAUGUCAGAGGCUUCACUGGAAGUUUCAUCACGUUAUCGCAUUAAUUUAGAAGAUGAGACACAGGAUUUAAAGAAGAAAUUAGAUCAAACCAGAAGUCAAUUGGAAGAAGCACAGGAUCAACACACAGAAGCUGUGCGACACGCAGAGAAGAUGCAAGAACGCCUACAAAAGCUUGAACUUGAGAAUUCCAGGUUAAAAGUUAAAAUAAAAAAGCAAGCAGGGAAAACUGAACAUCUUCAGAAAAACGUAUUAAGUACAAAUUUGUCUGAAAAUGAUAAGGAACAGUUAAAGAAACUUACUGAGUUAAAACAAUCUCUGGAAUAUACUUUGGAUGAAGAAAAGAAGAAAAACAAUGAAUUAAAAAAAGAGCUAACUGGAUUUAAGAAACUUUUUAAAAUGACAGAAACAAAGUUAAAUGCUGAGGAAAAUGGAGAGUUUUAUUUUCAUGGAGAUUUAAAAUCCAGUGAAUUUGAAAUGGAUAUUCCAAUUAACAUGAUAAUACACAAGAUUGAUAAUCUUGCAGCAAAACUGGAAACUACAUCUUCUAAAUGUCUACAUCUGGAUAAAAAUAAUCAAUUUCUCCACCAGGAGUUAUUAUCUCUGAAAAAUAUACAAAAGAAAUGUGAAACACUAGAGAAGAAUAAAAGAAAGCUGGAACAAGAAGUAGUAAACCUCAAAAGAUACAUAGAAGAAAAUGUGGUAGAACAUGGCCAACUACAACAGUAUAAGCAGGAGAUUGAAGAAAGAGCAAGACAAGAUUUAGUGGAAAAAUUAAAACAAGUCAAUUUAUUUUUACAGACACAAGCAGCAUCUCAAGGACAUUCAGAACAGUUAGGAGAGAGUAAUAAUGCUUCAAUGAGAAGUCAGAUGGAGCUCAGAAUUAAAGACCUGGAGUCGGAGCUCUCUAAAAUGAAAACUCAAGAAGAUUCCAAUGAAAUACAACUGGAAAAAUAUAAGCAACUCUAUAUAGAAGAAUUCAAAACUAGAAAAUCAUUGUCCAGUAAGCUAAACAAGGCUAAUGAGAGGCUAGAAGAGGCCAAUACCAAACUUCUGGUGGAGAAACAGCAAAGCAGAUCUUUGCUGAGCACUGUUAGUACAAGACCUGUCCUAGAGUGUCCUUGUGUCGGAAAUCUUCAUCAUAGUUUGGCGCUACACAGAAGUUUUCCUCCCAGAGAAAACUUAGUGGUUCAUACGUUAAACCCACAGCCUUCGAACAACAGCAUGGAGAGCUACCUCACCAAGAUGCGCCAAGAGUUGGAAAAUAGUAUAACUAGAGAACUAAGAGAAGCUACUGCUGAACUGGAAGCCUUUAAAGUUCCUCCCAGAGGAUCUGCUCAUAAAUCCAGUCAAGAUCUAAUUUCAGAAGCAUCCCAAGAAUAUAAGGAGAUUUUAAGGAGAAGAUACAUGAUCUAAAAAGAUAACAUCUUAUUUCUUGGACUUUAUAGAUAACGUUGUAAUUAUUUUCCAUAAGGUGUACGACAUGAAAACUUUGUUGAAAGAAAAAAAUUUUGUAUCAUAUACAUGAAAAUUUAUGUACUAUUUUAAAUGAUUUCUUUACAUCUGUAAUUUUUAAGUGGUGUUUGCAAGUAAAAAUCAGUGUUGCUGAGUUUUAUGUACUCAGACUUCCCAAAUGCCAGCUAUUUUAAAUCCACCCAACCAACUUGUCAUUAAUACUUUGUUAGAGUGAAAUAUAAUGUUACUGAUAUUUUGAAAA
Messenger RNA from Chinchilla lanigera (long-tailed chinchilla), 5477 nucleotides. RefSeq names its product ankyrin repeat domain 30A (gene Ankrd30a). The record is from RefSeq and is a predicted model, not a curated record. The transcript is spliced from 35 exons. Bases 71 to 5176 code for a protein of 1701 amino acids. NCBI's taxonomy places the organism in Eukaryota, Metazoa, Chordata, Mammalia, Rodentia, Chinchillidae. Gene Ontology annotation, molecular function: protein binding.